UUGAAUGUGAAGCGGCACCAGAGGUUUUUCCUGCUCUCCUCUCCUCCUCCUCCUCCUCCUCCCCCUCCUCUCACCUCCAACAUGACUUCACUGUCGGGGACUAAGGAGAGGUCUGUGAGCAGCCGGAGCAGAAAAUAUGGGAUGCCUGACACUUCUCCGACCAAAUCUGCGUCCAUUUUCCCGGACACAUGGUACCGAAAGGCCUAUGAAGAAACCACCCGCUCCAGCACGCGCCCCGCCCCAGAAGGUGCUGGCUCCAUGCCCAGCUCCACGGGCACACCGUCCCCAGGCUCAGGAAUCUCUUCACCGGGAUCCUUCUCCGGAUCACCGGGCACCAUUUCCCCAGGGAUCGGGACAGGAUCGCCGGGGUCUCUGGGCGGCUCCCCAGGGUUUGGUACGGGAUCACCAGCGUCUGGCAGUGGGAGUUCCCCUGGUAGUGAAAGAGGUAUAUGGUGUGAAAACUGCAAUGCCCGGCUGACAGAGUUAAAACGACAAGCACUGAAACUGCUCAUCCCUGGACCUUACUCUAGCAAGGAUCCCUCAUUCUCACUCCUUCUACACGAUAAGCUUCAGGUGCCCAACAGCUCCCGACGAGCGUGGAACGAGCGUGACAGCCGCUGUGACGUCUGCUCCACUCACCUCACUCAGCUCAAGCAAGAGGCUGUGCGGCUGGUCCUGACUCUUGACCAGUGGGAUUUGUCUCCCACCUCUUCCCCUCCGGCUCUGAUUGGACGAUAUGGAUCUCAAGGACCUCCGGGUCCAGUCGGAGCAUCUGGAACACCGGGAGGUUCUGUGUCACGUGACUGGCCUGCUCCCUUCCUUCCCUUCUCCUCCUCCUCAGCCGUUUCAAACCCUCCUCACCCAUCCUCCCAAUCCCCAUCUCCAAGCCCCAGCCAGACACCAACUCCCAGCCCGAGCCAUGGAGCAUCCACCCCCAGCCAUGGGAGUCCCUCUGUGGGACAACCAUCCUGCUGUGCUCCCACAAACCUGCAACCUCAAGGUGCAGGACACAGGCUGGGGUCUAAGCCCAGCUCCUUGGGUCUUGGUGGUGGGGUAGACAGAAGAAACGGGUCCCCCAGUUCAGGAAAAGCAAGUGGUGGCCAACAGCAACCAGGGACUGGAGUAAACAGCCCCAGCAACAACGGUGGUAGCAGCAGCAAUAACGGGAGUGGAUCGGUACUGAGCACAGCAGCUCUGCAGGCACAUCAGCACCUGAACCGAACUAACGGAGGAGUUACACUCUAUCCAUAUCAGAUUUCCCAGAUGAUCUCGGAGGCCUCCAGAGACGAACUGACUGAAGCUGCCCUGAACCGCUACAACACACACUCUCCCUCCCACACAAAUUCAUCAUCACAUACAAACUCUCCCUCUCACGCUCCAGCUGUUACCACCACAGCGUCAACCGCCACCUCUGCUGCAGCCUCUUUCUUUGCCAGAGCUGCACAAAAGUUGAACUUAGCAUCAAAGAAGAAGAAGCAGAAGUCGGCCGCGGUCACGGCCCCAGUGACAUCAUCGUCGCCAUCAUGUGACCCUCCUCUGUUCCCCACUAAUUUCAGCGCUGCUCUGUUGGUGGCCCCUCCCCCAGCUCCACCAUGCCUCCUCCGUGCAGCCAACAAGAUCAAAGACACCCCUGGACUUGGAAAGGUGAAAGUGAUGAUGCGCGUUUGCCCGGUGUCUCAGUCCGACGCAGCUGAGUCCAGCUCCUUCCUCAAAGUGGAUCCCAGGAAGAAACAAGUCACCAUCAUGGACCCUUCAGCAAAUCAAACACCAAGCGCUGCUUCCCAGAAAAGGGCGGGAGCCAAUCAGGUCCCUCCGAAGAUGUUCACCUUUGACGCUGCCUUCCCUCCUGAUGCAUCACAGGCGGAGGUGUGCGCAGGAACGGUUGCUGAGGUUAUUCAGUCUGUGGUGAAUGGAGCAGAUGGCUGCGUCUUCUGCUUUGGACACUCCAAGCUGGGUAAAUCCUACACAAUGAUUGGCCGCGACGACUCUCUGCAGACUCUGGGUAUAAUCCCCUGUGCCAUCUCCUGGUUGUUUAAGCUCAUCAAUGAGAGAAAGGAGAAAACUGGGGCACGCUUCUCUGUCCGCGUCUCUGCUGUGGAGGUCUGGGGAAAAGAGGAGAAUCUGAAGGACUUGCUGUCUGAAGUGGCUACAGGCAGUUUACAGGAUGGACAGUCACCUGGAGUCUACCUGUGUGAGGACCCCAUCUGUGGCAUGCAGCUCCAGAACCAGUCUGAACUCCGAGCUCCGACCCCAGAAAAGGCAGCCUGGUUCCUGGAUGCAGCCAUAGCAGCUCGCCACAGCAGCCAACGCCCCAACACCACAGAAGAAGAACACAGGAAUUCACAUAUGCUGUUUACGUUGCACAUAUACCAGUAUCGCAUGGAGAAGACGGGCAAAGGCGGGAUGUCUGGAGGUCGCAGCCGCCUCCAUCUCCUGGAUCUGGGCAGCUGCGACGUCAAAGCUCUUGGCGGAGGAGGAGGUGGUGGGAAGAGCAAGGAGAACUCUUCGCCCAGCUCGGCCCCCCUGUGCCUUUCUCUGUCCGCCCUGGGCAACGUGAUCCUGGCCCUGGUCAAUGGGAGCAAACACAUUCCGUACAAGGACAGCAAGCUGACCAUGUUGCUAAGGGAGUCGCUAGGCAACAUGAACUGCCGGACCACCAUGAUUGCUCACAUCUCUGCCUCACCCAGAGAUUUCUCAGAAACCCUUUCCACCAUCCAGAUUGCUUCCCGGGUCCUCCGCAUGAAAAAGAAGAAAACUAAAGUCACUGUGCAAUACACAUCCAGCUCCUCUGGAGGAGAAAGUUCCUGCGAGGAGGGUCGCAUGCGUCGCCCAACCCACCUGCGACCCUUCCAUCACCGUGGUGACACUGACUCCGACCUGCCACUGCUACGGCUGUCCAGCGACCCUGACGAAUACUCCAGCAGCGAACAGUCAUGUGACACAGUGAUCUACGUGGGCCCGAAUGGAGCCGCGGUGUCGGACAGAGAGCUGACAGACAACGAGGGGCCGCCAGAGUUUGUGCCAAUUAUUCCCGCUUUGCUUCGAGGUAAAACGUCAGAGCAGCAUCAAACACAGAGGCAGACGGCUGGUGCACACAACAAGGUGCAGCCUCAGCCAGAUGAUCUGCCCAGCGGCCCCUCUCAGCCCCUGUUGCAGCCGUCUCAGUCACUCCUUGGUCAGCCGUUGGCCCCCGUCCCAGAGGAAGGAGCUGAAUGUCUAAAGUGCAACACCUUUGCUGAGCUGCAGGAAAGACUGGAUUGCAUUGAUGGCAGUGAAGAGGUGGCAAAGUUUCCCUUUGAAGAAGUUGCAGCGAACAAACAAGGAGUCAAACAAGAGCCAUGUCCACCUUCCUGUGUUCAAACCUCUGCCACUGCUCCUGGCUCUGCAGCUGUGUUGGACACAGAAGUCAAAACAGGUUCUGCAUGUGCAGUAGGAGAUGCAGUUCAGUUCUCCUUCUCCUCAGCAACGGCAGCCCCUAAGAGGAGGACCAAUGACCAGCAGCUGCAGGAGAUCAAGGAGGUGGUGGAGGAGGCAGAGCUGGCCCAGACGAUGAUCCAUAACCUGGCUCAGAGUUCUGGGUGCCCCAUAGUUACUAGUACCAGGAGCGUUACAGGGAGCAGCAGCAUCACAACUACCCCCCUGCACAGGGCCAAGAGCACCCACCUACACGACAGCCGUGAGAGUCUAAAUGUGGCAGGUAGUGGUGCUGAGGGGAAGGCACGCUCUCUAGGAUCACCACGCCUCGGCAUUGCCAGCCUGACCAAAACUUCAGAGUAUAGGCCUCCGUCCUCACCAUCCCAGCGGUGUAAAGUGUACACCCAGAAGGGCGUGAUGCCAGCAACACCCCCCCUGUCCUCCCACACUCUGGCUCAGGACAGCCAGGCCACAGAUGCUCUGCCUUCAGACAACAGUUUGGCUGCAGACAGUGGCCGCUCCUCCACAGAAUCCCCACUGUCCAGGACUUCUCCUGUGGGUAUGAGUCCACAGGUCCGAGAGCCAACUCCUUCUCUGUCUGCCAGCCUGGGCUCAGCUGAGACACUUUGUGACGACGACGUACCGCCAAUACCUUUGGACACGCACAAGGAUGCCUCAUCAGGAUUAUCUGUAGGAACAGUUGGACCUCUUUUGCUUGGUGAAGAUGAGCUGGUUUACACGUUGGCUUCUGAAGUUGAGGAAAACCUCGAUGUCACAGCUCUCAUUGAGAGUCAGGGCCCGGCCUGUCGACCAACGAGCAUCAUCAGCUUCAACAGUGACUGUGGCCCAGCAACUGCCCUCACUACAGGCUCUCAACACAUCAGCAUCAUCACUGCUUCAGAUAGAGCUAUAGAGGAUUAUCACAUGCCUGCAGCAACCUCAGGGGUUACAGAGGUUGUUGCAAUGGCAGAGGUGGCUAUGGCCAAACUGCGGAUAGAGGGCGAAGCCUUAGCCGCAGGGAUGUCUAACUGUGGUUCACCCAUCUCCUCCUGGAUGAGCGAUCUGAGCAUGGGCAGUGAAGCAGACCAGUCUCUCCACAGUUUCAGUCAAACUCAAAGCCAGCAAGGAGAGGCACUGGCUGAUCCUGAACCAAGCCAGAGCUUUGGAGUCGAGGGACUGGCUGGUUAUGAAAGCAGUGGCAGCCCGAGGAGAGGGAGUCUGGAGGGAGGACUGGUGCUGUCAGACAACCUGAAUGAUAAGGGCACUCCAACCAAAGACCGGCUCAAGAAACUGCCUCCUUCUAUGGCUAAAACUAACAUUCAAAUUCUAGUAGGACAGGGCAAUUUCUCACCUUUCAAGAGCACCGUCAGUGUUCACCCAUGCGUGGUUGUUAAACCCAUGGUCCUGCAGGAACCCACCAUUCUCUCCUCACCUACAAAGACCAACCUAAUGAAAGACCCAGUCAAACCCAAUGUGGCACUUUUAGCUUCUAUGUCCAGCGAGAUGAGCUUUGAAGACCCCUGGCUGAAGCGGGGCUUCGAGGAGGGAAGUUCUUCGGAGCUUGUGUGUGAAAUGAAGCCAGAGAGAGAGGUGGAGCAUUUAAAGAGCCACUUAGGAGAAAAGUCUGGAGGUGGGAAUGGAGACAAUCGGAGCUUCUGCAAAGAUGGUGGAGAUUAUGGCAGCUCCAGUUCAGGGGGUGAGGUGGUGUCAUCUCCAGAUUCACUUAAGAGAGUGGUCGACGGUUGUGAGAUGGUCGCUGUUGUCGCCCAAGGGGAAUGCCUGACUAGUAUUUACAGCCCAGAGAUCCAUCGCACAGCCAGUCUUCCCCGUGGGUGGCACCGUCUCAACCGCCAUGAUGGCUUAGACAGUGGAACUGAGUACCGUAACCUUGGGGUCACCACUUCAACCCCCUGUAGUCCCCGCGCCACACUUGACCGCUGGGGAUCAACUGGAAAACAGGGAUUUUUGUCCCACAAGAAAGGCGGAAUCCCACCACUGCCACCGGUGCGAAAGUCCAGCCUUGACCAACGCAACAGAGCAGCCAGCCCUCUACACCAACCCACUCAUGGAGCGUUAGCACUGGGAAAUUCAACAGAUGAUGCAGGAAUAUCUGGAUGUGGCUCUGCAGGAGCCAUCAGACAGCGUGGCUCCAGUAUAGACAGCAGUAGGCUUUUCAGCGCCAAAUUAGAACAACUUGCCAACAGAACCAACUCUCUGGGCCGCGUCCACACUUCACACAGUGGUUCCCACCACUAUGACUGCUUCUCCCUUGAGAGAGGCGAGAGCCUCAGAGGGAUUGGAGGAUCGAGGGGGGAAAGCACCAUGCCUCGUACUGGACGCAGUCUCACCCGUGCUGGAUCAGUAUCUUCUCCCACUGGAAACACCAGCAAUUUCAGUGGUAGCUCCAGUUCAAGCAGUGCCCCCCAAUCACCCGCCAAGAGCAAUGGCCAAUCCAAGAUCUCAGCCGUCAGUAAGCUGCUGAUGACCAGCAGUCCCAAGACCAGGAGCCUGUCUGCCUCCAGCACCAAGACUCUAAGCUUCUCCACCAAGUCUUUAAGUCAGACUUCCAGUCGUAGCUCCAGCCUUCCUCCUAAUGGAAAGCCUCAGAGUUCAGUCCAAGUACCUCUGCAGCAGCAGGCACCUGCUCCUGGAUCCUGGUCUACUCAGUCUCUGAGCCGCAGUCGUGGGGGAAGCCUGGCUGCCAAAUUGCCUCUGCGGGCUGUUAACGGUCGUAUCUCAGAGCUCCUCCAGGGAAGCGCUGGCUCACGUUCCAGGGGUCAUGCCCAGGGAGGUGGCUCAGAGUCAACAGAGGAAAGAGGUGGAGCAAGUGGAGGAGGAGCUGGAGCAGGAGGAGGUGGAGGAGAUAGUACGGGAGAGGAGAGGGCAGCAGUGGUACAAACACUGCCCUCUCCCUAUAGCAAGAUCACAGCUCCCCGAAAACCACACCGCUGCAGCAGCGGCCACGCCAGUGACAACAGCAGUGUACUGAGUGGUGAGCUCCCCCCGGCCAUGGGGAAGACGGCCUUGUUUUACCACAGCGGAGGCAGCAGUGGCUAUGAGAGCAUGCUAAGAGACAGCAGCGAGAACACAGGGAGCACCUCCUCUGCUCAGGACUCCCUCAGCGAGCACAGCUCAGCCACCACCUCCUCCCGGCGGAGCUCCAAGAGCAGCAAGAAGAGCAGGAGCAACACAGGGCUCCAGCGUCGUCGUCUGAUCCCAGCACUGACCUUGGACUCUUCAUCUUCAUCAUCACCUUCUCACCGCUCCUCCAAACAGGCCAUCACCUCCUCCUCUUCCUCCUCCUCCAGCCCAGGGGCAUGCUGGGUAGACGGCCCACUGGGGCCCCCUGCACCUUCGAACCUCCGGGCCGCGGUGACAACAACAGAGACCUUUGAAAUCAAGGUGUAUGAGAUAGACGACGUCGAGCGACUUCAGAAGAGGAAGGACAAGGGAGGGAGCAAGGAGGUGGUCUACGUCAGUGCCAAGCUCCGUCUGUUGGAGCACCGCCAGCAGCGCAUCAGUGAAGUCAGAGCCAAGUACCAGUGUCUGAAGAAAGAACUGGAACAAACCAAACAGUACUUGAUGCUGGAGCCACACAAAUGGACCACUGAGUUUGAGCUGCAGCAGCCCUAUGAAGCCGACUCACUGGAGUACCUGGAAGCUCUGGAAACGGUGACGGACAAAUUGGAAACCAGGGUGAACUUCUGCAAAGCCCACCUCAUGAUGAUUACCUGCUUCGACGUGUCCACAAGACACCGGUAGACAGAUGGAGGGGCGGAGACCUGGAGGACGGAGAGGUAGACACACAGCCAGACUCAAAAAGACAUUGAUGUAAAGACCUUUUAAAUAGAUUAAUAAAACGUGUUAAAUGUCUCUUUAACAAACAAACGUCGUUGGAGGACUGGACAGCUGGAAGGAAGGACACAUCGCCAAACUGAUACAUGUCACCCUAAAGUCUCCUCUGGAUGGAUGUGUGGAACGGACAUGCACUGAGAUACCAAACGGACCAAAAGACUAUUGCGUUGGGUUUUGGUAACAGCGUCAGAAUCAGAUAUGAAAUAGCAUCAUAUGGACUUUGAAUAACGGCUGCCCAGGCAGUCUGAAAACAUCAGACAAAUAGAACAAGACAACUGGACUGCAGAGACACCUCCCAGCUGAAUGUUCAAGAGUGAAAUGAAAAUAGCAAAAGAGGGAGGGUCUGAAAAAACUGCCAUUUUUUUUUCUAAGCAGUGAAGGAUGAAGAAGAGGUGCAAGAGAAGACAAUUUCUCAUCUGACAUCGUUUUGGAAGAGCACUUUUUAGAGUACUACACAAUGGCCUGGUAUUUUUGUGCCGUACAUAAAAGAGACUGACCAAGAAAAAGACUGGAGGACGAAGAAAAUGAUUUAGUGCCUUGUGAACAUUUCAACAAUACUGAGACCAAUUCCCUUUCUCUCUCUGAAUUUGUGUACACGCAGUAAGUAUGGUGCUAGCAUAGAACAAAUAAUAAAAAAAAAAAAUACCCACAAAACGUUCUUGGUCCUGAAAACGAUUUUCACGUAUAUUCAUUAAAUGUGAUGUUUCACUGUGGGUCAGUGUUUCACUAUAUAAUGAACUAAUUAUGUGUGUUUCAAUGUAUUGUCUUUGGUACAUUGAUGAAACUAAAUUAAAAAUGAAAGCUUAAAAAAAUAAAAACUUAAAGGAGACCAACGGAGAAGCAACACCAAGUCAACGAAACCGUAAUAAGGACCAAAUUUAAGGACACACGCGAUUUUUGUCAUGUGUGUUUAGAUACAGAGAAAAACAAAACAAAACAAAGCAAAACACUAGUUUCUUGUGGUGUUGUUUUUUUCCCUUGACUUCACUCACAAACAAAGCACAUCUGAAUUUUGACCCUCUGGGGUGUAUUUCCCUUGAUACAGACGUGAUGGCUUUUUCAUGUUCACGAAACAAUGAGAUGUCUGAGUCACACAGGAGUGGAAGUGAAAAUGUUCCUCUCUGAUCCAGUGUUAAGUACAUCCAUCACCUGAGUGACAGGCGGACUGUCUGUUGUUUGUAUCCGUGUUGUUCUGCUCUAUUCUAAAGAGAAUGAUUUGUCAAUGUGUGUGUUUUAUAAUAAGGUAUCCUUUGUUUUUUAUUUGAGUGCAAUGGGACCAUGUAGAAUCUAUGUAAGAUAAAGGAAAUAUAAAGAGAUAUUUAAAAAAAAAAAAAAAAAAAAAAAAGACUACACAGACUUUAUGCCUGUGUUAUUGGAACAAAGUAGUGAAAUUAGGGUGAAAUCUGUUUAAGUGGUUCCAGUAUUGUGUGCCAACGUUAUCAAGGAACAAUUAAGAAAAAAAAUAUAUAAAUAAAGUGUGAAAGAAAAAGAAAGAAAGUUGAUGACCAUAUUAAAAGGCAUAGAUCUCUGCCUGGUUCCAUUUUUUUUGGAUCGAUAGCAACUUAAGAUUUGUUAAUAUUAUUAUCUAUGGUGCUUGAGAUGUUUAUGAUCUAAAUGUUUGUACAAUUAUAAAUAUAUGAACGAGCCUGUUUCCCUCUGAAAUACACAACACUACCCUUCACGUGCUUCUUCUACAUCGCUGUCAUCCCGUCGUCUGUCGUCUUGAACAUCACGGCUCUCUCCUCUGAGUGGCUCUGACUCUGAGGCGAAAGGAGGAACAGACGCUGAGUUUAGAAGAGUGGAAAUGCUGUAAUGAUACCACGAUUUGUCAAAAGCGCUCACGUUAUCUCUCUGCUGUGAGCACGAAUUCCACUUUGUUUCCGUGACAGAAACAGAAACUCUGAGAGUUUUUUUUUUAAGGUUUUUUUUUUUAUAUAUAUCUCUGCACUGAUGUGUAAAGGGGUAACAGGUAUUAGUUUAACGUGCUACAGGGACGGCCGUGACGCGAUCUAGCGGAAAAUUACCCCAGAAACAAUUUUGACAAACUGCUCUCGUGAAGUGUUUUCACUGGAGGCAGACAGAGUGACACCUCUGACCAGUUUCCCGUUCUUAUCUCCCAGUUCACGGUCACGAAUGAGAGUUUAUUUAUUUGAGCUCAAGAGCGCGAAGUCGCUGAUUAACGUCCUUUAUUUAUUUUACAUCUUAUGAUCUUAAAGAAUUACUAUGCAUUUCAGAAAAAUAACUGUACAUACUUUUCUGAGCCCAUGCCAUCUAUAAAUAUAUAUACUGUGCACAUAUCAUAUAUGCGCUCAUUUUUAUUUCAUGUAUCUUUUUUGUAGUUUUCAUUUGCUCCUCUUGUUUUUCCUCCCGGGGCUUUUAAUGGGUUUGGGGUUCCUGAAAACAGUCACAUCCUGUGUAGUUAUGUGGAAACAGCACUAUCAUUUGACCAAAUCAGGGCCAGGACUUUAAAAUAGGGGUUUAAUCUUUUACAGGUGAAGAAGGAAACCAUUUAGUGUGUUGUUCUAGGUGAUAUGGCUGCAUGUACUGCAGCGCUAACUACAGCCUAGCUAAUUAGAAGUGAGUGUUUUGGGAAACCUGACCUUUGGACGAGCUGAUGGCGUGUACUUGUUUCCUGAGUUAAGAUGCUAUGUGGGAGGGUUGUUCCUUGAUACGUCACUGCCAAAUCUACUGUGGUAGCGCUUUGUAAUUCUAGCAAUAACUGAAAGUCACACGGGGUUUCGGCGUCCCAUGUUAUUUAUAGCUCGCAGAACAGUUUGUGUAAACUAUGUGCUUUAAACCAGAUUAGUCACCAGAUGCCAUCUGUAAUGUCAGACUGAAGGGCAAACGGCAAAGACACACGGUCUGAGGAACAAAGUGUCAUAUGAGCUGUCUAGUGGGAGGGUUCAAGAAUUAUACUGUAUUAUCUGGAAAUCUGACACAUAGCAUCUUUCACAGUGUCCUUAAGGAGUACGUUCAGCUGUGGGUGGGACCACGUUUACCAAAAACAGAUGCUAUCGUUAGUGUGAGGAGACAACUCAGUUUUAAGACAGCAGGGUCAAGCUGUUCAAAAAUCUGGAGGUUACUGAUGAAAACCAGCUUUCUGCGUCGCUCUGUUCAGAAAAAUGAUAAAUACCCUCAGUAAUUCUCAUGCAAAGCAACAGCACAUCACCCUUGUGUGUGUGUGGUGCGUCUGUGAUUCAAACUCCCCUGUCCUUGUCCUUGGCCCACAGUCCCCUGCAGACUUUCUGGUUUUGUUAAAUGUCGACUGACGCAUUUGGUUGAUGAAAAAUAUGAUGGAGGGAUGUAAAUAAAGGAAUGUAUUGAAAGAGA
Molecule: messenger RNA, 10599 nt
Organism: Mugil cephalus (flathead mullet)
Lineage: Eukaryota; Metazoa; Chordata; Actinopteri; Mugiliformes; Mugilidae
Gene: kif26ba
Product: kinesin family member 26Ba
Exons: 28
Coding region: 82-7176 (2364 amino acids)
Biological process (GO): microtubule-based movement
Molecular function (GO): ATP binding; microtubule motor activity; microtubule binding
Source: RefSeq, a predicted model, not a curated record